Molecule: messenger RNA, 3429 nt
Organism: Zygotorulaspora mrakii
Lineage: Eukaryota; Fungi; Ascomycota; Saccharomycetes; Saccharomycetales; Saccharomycetaceae
Product: serine/threonine-protein kinase
Exons: 1
Coding region: 1-3429 (1142 amino acids)
Biological process (GO): protein phosphorylation; intracellular signal transduction
Cellular component (GO): cytoplasm
Molecular function (GO): protein serine/threonine kinase activity; ATP binding
Source: RefSeq, a predicted model, not a curated record
AUGGAUUUCCAAGAGGAAGAACCAAUUGAGGAAGUGGAUCUGCCUCCAGACUUGCAAUUAGAAAUUAAUUCCGUAUUGAGCAAUGACAGUUUGAUGUCUUUACCCAAAUUGCAGAGUCGUCAAUCUACUAGUUAUGGAGUGCCAAUCCCUUAUAAUGCCGAUGCUCUGUCUGCUUCGUCGUCAUCUUUGGAUUCUUUGAAUAUGCUAAUGGAAAAGCAGCGAAGAAGGCAGCUUAAUCAUCCACAUCAUCAAGAUUUUAUCACUGUACCGAAUAGUCUACAACUAGGACAAGGAAAUGUUAAGGAAACCAGUGAGAUUUUUCUAAAGUACGAUCCCGUUUCAAAGCGAAAGGUUUUGAAUACAUACGAGAUCAUCAAUGAACUUGGGCAUGGGCAACAUGGAAAAGUGAAGCUAGCAAAAGAUCUUCUCACCAAACAAUUAGUGGCCAUAAAGAUAGUUGAUAGACAUGAAAAGAAGGGACAGAAAUUUUUCAGGAUAAAGAAAUCAAACAGCCUUACUCAGAAUGAUAAGAUAAAGCGCGAGAUAGCUAUUAUGAAAAAGUGUCAUUACAAGCAUGUUGUUAAAUUAUUGGAGGUUUUAGAUGAUUCAAAGUCGAGAAAGAUAUAUCUUGUAUUAGAAUAUUGCGCCCAGGGAGAGGUCAAAUGGUGUCCAGGAGAUCAAUUGGAAACUGAGGCGAGGGGACCUCCUCUUUUAUCUUUUCAGCGAACUCGUGAAAUUCUUAGAGGUGUCGUGUUGGGUUUAGAGUACUUGCACUACCAGGGUGUCAUUCAUAGAGAUAUCAAACCAGCUAAUCUAUUGAUUUCAGAGGAUAACACUGUGAAAAUCUCCGAUUUUGGUGUAUCUCUUGCUGCAAGCGGAGCUAAUAGUUCUGACUCUAGUGUAGAGUCUAUCGACGAAUUAGAGUUGGCAAAGACAGCAGGUACCCCAGCUUUUUUUGCUCCAGAAAUAUGUUUAGGUAAUGAUGCCUUCGAAAAAUUCAAUAUGACUAGAGAAGAUUUAUUUAAAGGAUCCAGCAUUUCAUUUAUGAUUGAUAUAUGGGCACUUGGAGUAACACUGUAUUGUCUCCUUUUUGGAAUGCUUCCCUUCAAAUCUGAUUAUGAACUGGAAUUAUUUGAAAAAAUUGUCAAUGAUCCGGUCUCAUUUCCUGAUUACCAAGAUGUAAAGAACAAUAGAGUGUCACGAGUCUCGUGCCAAGAGGAGUACCAAUUGGCCAAGGAUGUUGUCAGCAAACUGUUAGAGAAAAACCCUUUGAAGCGAAUUACAAUUCCGGAGGUUAAGAAGCAUCCGUUUGUUUGUUGGGAUUUCUAUCACGUUCAAAGCUGCGAUGAGCACCAUUUAACCUCAAAGAUGGAUGAGCUCAAAGAAUUUGAACGUAACAAAGAGGAUCAAUUCAAACAAAUAUCUAUAUCGAAGCACGAGCUCAAAAAUGCAGUUUUAGGUGUUGGUAAGAAAAUUAAAGAAUCCGUAUUCAAUGCACUUCCACUUAAUCGCAAUAGCCCUAAAGUUAAUGAUACUUUGUCGUCACAAAUAGAUGUAAAAGGUGCAGCAGCAUCGACGAGCACCGGCGACUCGAGUUUUAUCGUAAGUGAGGGAUCCAUAACGAGUAAUUUAGGUAAAUUCGAACGCAAGAAUGAUAAGGAGCCUCAUGAUAAUAAACAAAAAACUAAUGAUCCUAAUAAUGAUACUAAUGGUACUGACCUUUUUAAAAAGGGAUUUAGUAUGUGUAAUGAUAACAACGACCAUAAUGAUAACUAUAAUGAAACCAAUAAAAUGGCAAAAGAGAUCUCUCAGAAAGAACUUUUUGAUAACGAGCUUAAAAGGUUUGACGAAAAGCAUGAUCCAAAAAAUGUAGUGAACCUUCCUAUAAACUCUUCCUUUGCUUCAUUGGACAGCUUCUACAUCGAUAAUUAUGCCAUGAGUAAGCUGGGACCGAAUCCGCGAAACAACAAUGGCAAUAAUAUGAGGGACUCAAAAACGUCACCCUCAAUCUUCGCCAGACCACCUCACGUGGGAGGAUCAUUUCAGCAUUUUGCACCCAACAGGAAUAUCCCCGUAAAAGGAAACUUUUUGAGACGAUCGUCAUCGCGAUUGAAUUUUCUCAAUAAUGGACUACAGCCUAGUAGAAAUGAUAGAAUUCCUCAAAAUACUAAACCAUCGCUGAAGCGGUCAGAAGAGUCAAACAAUGACAUACCUGCCAAAAUUUGUUCUAACUCAAAAACACCGGAUUUUGCAAACAAUAGAAGCAACAUGGGAAGUAAUGACAAUGUAGUCAUCCAUGCAUCAGAAACUACACACAGCAUUGUGCCAACAACUCUUCGCAAUGAUACUAAUGAAAAAUAUAAGAUAAAGAGAGGUAAUUUUUUCAGCAAUUUAAAUGAUGAAGAGGAGGAGACAAGUGGAUCCUCUGAGACUGGAGAAAGCGCAUAUUCGAGCUGUUCUUCAGCUGCAGAAAGUGAUUCAGGCGGUAGCGUUCCAGGGUCUUUACCAUUUGAAUUUGCCGAUGACUCGGCAAACGGUAGUGUGGUUUCCUUAAGAGAUUUAUCUACGUUCGAUCAAGUACGUCCCUUCAUUCAACCCCCAUCUUCCAGACCAAAUCCGACGAAAGCGAGUCUUCAUGCGAGAGAAAUAUAUGAUGAGAACUCUGAUGGAAAUGAGGAAAAUGAUAGCGACGAAAGUGACAAACUAAUCUUGACUAUAGGAAAGGGGGGACGACAUAGACGUCAAGGAUCUUCGCAGACAUCAAGUAGUAGUGCAGUUAGCUCAAGAAGGAAUACAAUUCCUCAUCUCCAGAUACCACGAGAUCGUGAGGCUCAUGAUGCGGUUGAUCGCAUCACGAGUGCAAUUACAGAAGAUAGUUCUGCUACUCUCGCUCAUGGAAAAUACAAUGCAGAUUCACAAAGAAGUUUGAAGUCCUGUGGAGAUGAUGGGCAAGCAACUUUGGCUGUUCCAUCUGCUGUCAUGAGUACUAUCAACCCGGGUAAUCUAAUACAUGGCGAUUUUGUACUCGAUAGAAACCAGAGAUCACCUCUUUCUUUUUCAACUUCUUCAACAGACGCUGAACAUUCUUUAUUGAUCCCGGAUAUAAAAACCACGCCUACUACACAUGUGAAUGAUGUCUCCGGCACAGGUCAUCAUACUGAGCAUUUACGUGACAAUUCCAGAGAGCUGCUCAAGACCGUUUUAAAAUCAUCAGGAAGAGAUUCGAGCAGAAGGCAAUCGGUGCCAUCUUUAAACAGAAUUUGCAGCGAUGGAACUGCUGAACGGAAGAGUAGCAGAUGGAAGCAUACAUUUGAUGGUGAACACAAUAAAGACCGUGCAGCACGCAGCCUAUCUCGCAGAAUGCAUCAAGUUGAUGAUAAUAGGUCGAAAUCAGUCUCUUUAGCUGUCUUAUACAAGAACAAAUCCUAA